AUGUCUUUUUGGAAUAAAAAUGCUGCUCUAUCAAAAAUGUGGCUUUGUGCGGGGAUCUGCAGAAACUUGAGAGGCUGCGCACGUGCGAAGGCGGCAGGGCGCAUUUUUGCAAUUGCAGCUCUGCCUUUGGUGCUUGGGGGCGCUGCCGCGGCGGGGGAGAGCGGGUAUUUGCCCAGAAGAGAGCUUCGGGAAACAAUGGAGAAGUGGUGCAAAGAGUAUGAGGGCGGCGGAGUUUCUUGGCAGGCCUGCAGGGAGAUGCUGCAAUGUGCCAGGAAGUGCAGCAUUUUGGACGAGCUGCAGCUUCCUGCUGCGAACAGCCUGUCUGAGUGUGCAGAAGCAAUUAUAUAUAUGCGAAUAGAGGCGCAGAAAAAAGGAGAGUUUGCGUCGAGGGCUGAGUCCACGAUUUUGAGCCGGAUUUUGUGCAGAAGAAAGGCCCCGUGUAUCAGCUUGAGCGUUUUCAAUCUGCACGAAGCCAGCCACUUCCAGAGCAUUAUCGACGGGCUGGGCGCACAGCACCGGAUGCUUUGCGAAAAAGACAUGCAGCAGGCAGACGCCCUCAAGGAGUUUUUGGAAACGGCUGUGUGCAUGCAGGAGGCAGUGUGCACGAUGGGCCAGCGCCUGCACACAGCUAUUCUCUACAUGAACCUUACAAUAGAGGGCUUUAAUGAGAUGGCAAACCUGGAGGCCGUCUUGUGGAAAGACCAGCAGAGCGGGCCUGUUCUCCAGAGCAUGUCUACUUUGAUGGGGCUGCAGCUUUUUCGCGGCGAUCACCCCGACAAGGCUGCCAGCAUGAUUAUUCAAAUAGAAAAAGCGUUUUCCGACAUCUCCAAUGUGUACAGCCGGUUUUUCCUAAAGGCGGCUGCUCGCCAAGAAUGUGAUGUUGCUUGCGCCUCCGCUGAAAAGAGCUGCGAUCACUGCGCGAAUAUUGCGCCAAUGGACAUAUGCGAGAUGUGCCAUGCCAUAUGCCAGACAAGCGCGCAGAUAGACCAGGAGAUACGGAAACAGUGCAAGCACACCAUUUUCUUCAUUAAAAAUGGCGUUUUUUCGCCCUCGGUGUGA
Messenger RNA from Nematocida major, 1059 nucleotides. RefSeq lists its product as uncharacterized. The record is from RefSeq and is a predicted model, not a curated record. NCBI's taxonomy places the organism in Eukaryota, Fungi, Microsporidia. The transcript has a single exon. Bases 1 to 1059 code for a protein of 352 amino acids.